AUGAGCUGGAACAAUCAACCAAUGUGCACACCUGGUGGCUCUAUGCAGCACGGCUCUUUCGGAGGCAAUUACAUGCCCCCAUUUGACCAAAUGGGAAAUACUGCUCCAGUAGAAACAGAAAGUUUGUCUCUCGAGCACCGUACUCAGGUCACCGGUCGUGAACUUCAGGAGCUUUUAAGCGUCUCCCAUCAGAGUAUUGACGAGGCUCAGGAAAGAAAGCAAGCAUUAAACAACCACCGAUUGAAACCGGCUCUUUACAAUGUCUUUUGUGAGAUAAAGGAGAAGACAGCUUUGAGCCUCCGUAGCACCGCUGCCGCAAGCACGGAGGAGGAGCUAAACGCCCCUGACCCACAGUUAUUGCGGUUGGACAAGAUGCUAAUUGCCGAGGGCGUCACAGGGACGAACGACAUCGGGGACUUUGACGGUACUGGUGGUGGAAUGGCAGGCGAUAGUGGCCAGAUUGAGCAUGCAGACUACCGGGCCAAACUCACUCAGAUACGCCAGCUGUAUCACACGGAGCUGGAGAAGUACAAGAGCGCUUGCGAUGAGUUCACUGGUCAUGUGAUCAACCUACUCCGAGAGCAGAGCCGAAGUCGGCCCAUCUCCUCGACAGAAAUCGAUCUCAUGGUCGGUAUCAUUCGUCGGAAAUUCCGUGCUAUUGAAACCCAGUUAAAGCAGAGUAUUUGUGAAGCUGUCAUGAUUCUUCGCUCCCGCUUCCUCGAUGCCAGACGUAAACGUCGGAAUUUCAGCAAGGAGGCCACUGAAGUACUUAAUGAGUAUUUCUACUCUCACUUGGCUAACCCCUAUCCCUCAGAGGAGGCCAAGGAGGAACUUGCCAAGAAAUGUGGCAUCACCGUUUCUCAGGUUUCCAAUUGGUUCGGCAACAAGCGGAUCCGGUACAAGAAGAAUAUUGUCAAGGCCAAGGAGGAGGCCAAUAUGCACGCAGCGAUGACGGCUGCUGCCGCUGUCUCCGAAGGCACAGGUAGACUGCCGCCUCACCCCCACGCCAUGCCCGAUGAUCACGUGACAUCCUCGUACCCACACGCACCAGUCAUGUACGACUACGAGGAGCAGCAGCAGCAGUUACAGAGCCAGUCGGCGGCGUCGGAGCACCGAGACACCGGCGGAUGGAUGGCCGACGAGCCAGAGCGUAAACGCAGCAAGAUGUGA
Messenger RNA from Echinococcus granulosus, 1170 nucleotides. RefSeq names its product Homeobox protein extradenticle. The transcript is spliced from 7 exons. Gene Ontology annotation, molecular function: DNA-binding transcription factor activity, RNA polymerase II-specific; RNA polymerase II cis-regulatory region sequence-specific DNA binding. The record is from RefSeq and is a predicted model, not a curated record. The coding region runs from base 1 to 1170 and encodes 389 amino acids. Lineage: Eukaryota; Metazoa; Platyhelminthes; Cestoda; Cyclophyllidea; Taeniidae. Gene Ontology annotation, cellular component: nucleus. Gene Ontology annotation, biological process: animal organ morphogenesis; neuron development; embryonic organ development.